AUGGCUGCUUCGGACUCGAAGCCGUUCUGGAAGGAUGACGAGAUCGCUGUGGACCGCGAUGGAAUCCCGCACUUUACGGGGGCCAAGCCGGAGCUGGUGAAGGAAUACCGCCGGAGGGUGCUCUUCGCCUACAACCUCGAGGGCAGCGGCGACGAUGAGGCCAAAGAAGCCCGGAGCUUGAGGAAGAAGAAAGCACGCUUCGCAAAGCGGCUCCUGGACGCUCUGCACGGUGAAGCCUGGCGUUCUUGUCAGGAUCUUCUGCUGGAUGCCGAGGGUCUACGGAAGGAGGACGGCUACAAGAAGGUUUCCGCGGCCCUGCAGUCGAUCGAGAAGGUCGGCGUCAUCAAGAAGACGGAAGCCUUCGAUCACUUCUUCGAAAGACGUCAAAUUCUGUUGGCCAACCAGUCCGACUACAGCCUGGCCGGCAUCGAGACGGCGCUUCGCGUCUCGUUCUUUGACCUCCACGAGAAGGAGAAGGGGCGAGAUUGGAGCUCGACGUCGGAUGGCGAGGUCGACGAGUCGGAUGGCGGCACGGCCAACGAUGACGAGGCCCACGACGAGGAGCACGCGCUGGAGGCCGAGGAGGACCAAGGCGAGCCGGACGAGUUCUCGGACAUGGGCGCGUCGAAUGACGACGAGGAGAUACAGCGCAACAGAGGCUUUGUGAAGAGCCGCGACGACCAAGCGGAGGACCGACGUGAGGCAGCGCAGCGUGAAAAGCAGAGGGCCAAGCCGCUGUUCUUCUCCCUGGGCGCCGACGACGAGCAAGAGGAGCAGUUCUGCAACAUGGUCCGCGACACCGACGGUGAGAAGGACAUGGACCAGGACGCCGGCGACACAUACUUAGACAAGCGUCGAAAGGAGGCCAAGGCGGACCCCGAGAGUGACAGUUCCGCUUGGGAAGCUGUGGCACCGCCUUACCCAAUGGCAAGCAGCAGCGCAGUGCCUGAGGAGUUCGCCCCUUUCGUGCCCAGGCGUGACGCCCAGAAGCCCAAGGAGAAGGACCAGCACAUCAUUGUCAGCGUGCCAGCCGACAAGAUCAAGAAGAUCCACGUCAAGUCCUUGGCUCUCGCUCGGCCAGCAGGUGUGGAGGAGAUGAGGGUCAGGGAGUUGCAAGCCGAUUGUGACCGUUGGGGCAUUGCCGUUUCCGGGUCAAAGUCAGAGAUCUUGCUUCGACUUCGUCGUCUUUAUGGUGGCGAGAUGGUGCUGCAGAAGGGACUCCACCACAGCAUCGACGGCUACCGGCACCACGACGGCGAAGGCAUCGGCGGGCAGAAUGCCUAUGACUACGCCGGCGGCUACCAGAACCACGACGGCAACGGCACGAGCUUCGGCGGCAGGACACGGAGGUGGAAGUGCACCGGCCUCAGCCCCAGCUUCUUCGAUGGCCAGUCUUCCGGGAGGAUGGCUUUUCGCGAGAUCGAGUUCGACAAGCCGGUGGCCGAAGUUGUGUGUCGCUACUGUGGCUGCAGCAUGGUUCCUCGGCGCCGCAAGGAUGGAACAGCCUUCUUUUUCGGGCGCCUCAACUUCGGCAAGUCCAAGUCCUGCACCUUUGGACACAACAUGGACGAAGGACGAGCUUAUGUUGCCAAUGGCGGGGCUUGCAAGAAUCCGAAUUCGAUUGAUGAGCCCAAUGUAGUCCCUUUGAAUUCAAGCAGCGCAGACUGGAACGAGGCACUGGCAGGUACCAAUUUGGACCGGCAUCUUCUUGAAGACCGAGAAGGUCAUAUCAACGAGGCCCGUGUGGCCCUUCUGGACACGGCGUGCACGGCUUGCCUUCACUCGAGGAAAUGGAGACAGGCCUACAGCUCAACGCUCCCAAGUGGUUACCAGUGCACCGCCACCAAGUCCAAGAAAGCCUUUCAUUUCGACAAUGGCGAUUGUGAGAACCAAAUGGUGGUUUGGCGCAUACCAAUUUUUCUCCAAGGCGUGGCUGGCGAGGUGCACUCUGCCGAGCUUGACGCCGGCGCCACCCCACUUCUUUUCUCGAUCCCCGCGACGCAGGCGUUGGACAUGGUGCUUUACAUGAAGGACCUGAAGGUUGGCAUCCGGACACUUGACCUCGAGAUGUCCACGCAGGUCACUCGUUCCAAGCACAUAGCUCUGGACAUUGCUUUUGAUCCCUCCUUGAGCGCACAAGAGGUCCCACGAGAAGACAUGGGCGACUUCGUGGUCUACUUUGUGGACGAAGCGCGGCUGCCGAUACUUCACCUAUGCGCCUUUCCUGUGGAGGCGGAAGCUUUCUGGAAUCAGGGCAAGUCGGCGCCCAACCUUGGACCCCGAGGCGUGCAGACCAACGACAAGGUUGGGGAGUUGAAGCAGAGGCGGGUUGCCGAGUUUCAGAGAGCGGCACGGAACCACCAGUUACGGGAUCAGCGUGCUUGGUCAGCUUUGAGGCGUGACUUCACCAUGGCAGAGCAGCACGCCACCCGUGGCUUCAAGGACACCGUGAUUUUCGAACCUUUUGCCGGCACCUUCGGCAUCACUCGAAUGGCGGCGGAGGAGUUCGGCUGGACAU
Molecule: messenger RNA, 2518 nt
Organism: Symbiodinium pilosum
Lineage: Eukaryota; Dinophyceae; Suessiales; Symbiodiniaceae
Source: the annotation of a GenBank genome assembly